AUCGUACCAACCAGUUAGUUCUUCAUCAUACAUAACUCUCCAUUAGAUUUACCUACCUUUUUUUUCACAUCUACAUAUUAUAACUUAUAAGUUGGCAAUUACUCCCAUUUGUACUUGCCCAGCACUUUGAACAGAGCCAUGAUUUCUAUCACACCUCUUUUAAUCCUCUACACAUCAGUUCUCGCACUUCUCAUUUAUUGCCUACUAAACCUACGCACCCUCUUUCUUAACCGUCGCUCGAGCCAUUCUCCACUUCCGCCAGGUCCCAAACCAUGGCCUAUUAUAGGAAACCUCCCGCACCUAGGCGCCAUACCGCACCACUCUCUGGCCGAGAUGGCUCAGACUUACGGUCCGCUGCUGCACCUACGGCUCGGGCUGGUUCAUGUGGUGGUGGCCUCGUCGGCUGACGUGGCUGCGCAGUUCUUGAAAACCCAUGAUGCUAAAUUCUCCAACCGACCCCCCAACUCGGGUGCUAAACACAUUGCGUAUAAUUAUCAAGAUUUGGUGUUUGCACCUUAUGGACCCAAGUGGCGCAAGUUGAGGAAAAUUUGUUCGGUGCAUCUUUUCUCCGCUAAGGCUCUCGAUGAUUUUCGCCAUGUUCGUCAGGAGGAGGUUGGAGUACUAGUCAAUGGCCUAGCCGGAGCUGGGAAAAGGGCAGUGCAUUUGGGACAGUUACUGAAUAUAUGCGCCACCAAUGCGCUAGGACGUGUGAUGCUAGGCAAGAGAGUGUUCAGCUACGGAACCUCCGCGGGGACUGGUGAUGCCAAGGCCGAUGAAUUUAAAGACAUGGUGGUUGAGCUCAUGACACUUGCUGGCGUUUUUAACAUUGGUGAUUUUAUCCCUGCCCUUGAGUUCCUUGACUUGCAGGGUGUGGCUAAGAAAAUGAAAAAACUUCAUGCUCGUUUCGAUUCCUUCUUGAAUAAAAUCUUGGAGGAGCAUAGCAGUUCCGGUAAUGCUGAUUUGUUGAGUACCUUGUUAUCGUUGAAAGAUGUUGAGGAUAGUGAAGGUGGGAGGCUUACUGAUACUGAGAUCAAGGCUUUGCUUUUGAACUUAUUUACAGCAGGAACAGAUACAUCAUCUAGCACGGUAGAAUGGGCCAUAGCCGAGGUUCUGCGUCACCCAAAAGUCUUAGCCCAGGCCCGAAAGGAACUGGACUCUGUUAUUGGGCCAGGCCGGCUUGUGACUGAGUUGGACCUUCCUCGACUACCCUACCUCGAAGCCAUCGUGAAAGAAACGUUCCGACUUCACCCCUCAACUCCGCUCUCCCUCCCAAGGAUGGCCUCCGAGAGUUGUGAAAUCAACGGCUACUCUAUACCAGAAGGCUCCACGCUUCUUGUAAAUGUGUGGGCCAUAGCCCGUGAUCCAAAAGCGUGGGCUGAUCCAUUAGAGUUCCGGCCCGAACGCUUUUUGCCGGGAGGCGAGAGGCCCAAUGCUGAUGUUCGGGGAAAUGAUUUUGAAGUUAUUCCGUUUGGGGCCGGACGAAGAAUUUGUGCGGGCUUGAGCCUGGGCCUUCGCAUGGUACAGCUGCUAACUGCGACAUUGGUUCACGCAUUUGAUUGGACCUUAGCUGAUGGACAAGAGGCAGGAAAGAUAAAUAUGGAUGAAGCUUAUGGGCUGACUUUGCAACGGGCAGUUCCGUUAAUGGUGCAUCCUAGCCCAAGGCUGUCCCCGCCAGCGUAUAAUGCUUAAA
Molecule: messenger RNA, 1690 nt
Organism: Daucus carota subsp. sativus
Lineage: Eukaryota; Viridiplantae; Streptophyta; Magnoliopsida; Apiales; Apiaceae
Product: flavonoid 3'-monooxygenase
Exons: 3
Coding region: 139-1689 (516 amino acids)
Molecular function (GO): monooxygenase activity; heme binding; iron ion binding
Source: RefSeq, a predicted model, not a curated record